AUGUCCGCCAAGUCUAUUCUCGAGGCCGACGGCAAGGCCAUCCUCAACUACCACCUCACUCGCGCCCCCGUCAUUAAGCCUACUCCUCUGGAACCUUCUAAAACUCACAACCCUCCUGCUCGUCUCGCCUCUCUUCACUUCCCCGAGGACAAGACAGUGAAGGAUGUCCUUGACCAGGCUGAGGUCACCUACCCGUGGUUGUUGGUCGAUGGCUCCAAGUUCGUGGCGAAGCCCGAUCAAUUGAUCAAGCGUCGAGGCAAGAGUGGCCUCUUGUGCCUGAACAAGACCUGGGCCGAGGCUCGUGAAUGGAUUGAGGCUCGCGCCACUAAGGAGGUUCUCGUCGAGACCGUCCCCGGUGUCCUGCGUCAAUUCCUUGUUGAGCCUUUCGUGCCCCACCCCCAAGAGACUGAGUACUACAUCAACAUUAACUCCGUCCGUGAGGGUGACUGGAUCCUUUUCACCCACGAGGGUGGUGUUGAUGUCGGUGAUGUUGAUGCCAAGGCCGAGAAGCUGCUCAUCCCCGUCAACCUGAAGAACUACCCCUCCAACGAUGAGAUCGCCACUGCCCUGCUGAGCAAGGUUCCCAAGGGUGUGCACAACGUCCUCGUGGACUUCAUCUCGCGCCUCUACGCUGUCUACGUUGACUGCCAGUUCACCUACCUCGAGAUCAACCCUCUCGUUGUCAUCCCCAACGCCGAUGCUACCUCCGCUGAUGUGCACUUCCUUGACUUGGCUGCCAAGCUUGACCAGACCGCCGAGUUCGAGUGUGGCAACAAGUGGGCUGUUGCUCGCAGCCCCGCUGCCCUGGGUAUCUCAGUCGCUGUCCCCUCCGACGGCAAGGUCAACAUCGACGCUGGUCCGCCGAUGGAGUUCCCCGCCCCCUUCGGUCGUGAAAUGACCAAGGAGGAGAAGUUCAUCUCCGACAUGGACGCCAAGACUGGUGCCUCCCUCAAGUUGACUGUCCUCAACGCCAGUGGCCGUGUCUGGACCCUUGUUGCCGGUGGCGGUGCCUCCGUCGUCUACGCUGACGCUAUUGCCUCCGCUGGCUUCGUCAGCGAGCUGGCCAAUUACGGCGAGUACUCCGGUGCCCCUACCGAGACUCAGACCUACAACUACGCCAAGACCGUCUUCGACCUGAUGCUGCGUGCCCCCACCCACCCCGAGGGCAAGGUCCUCUUCAUUGGUGGUGGUAUUGCCAACUUCACCAACGUCGCCAGCACCUUCAAGGGUGUUAUCCGUGCCCUGCGUGAUGUUGCCCCCACUCUCAACGAGCACAAGACCCAGAUCUGGGUCCGUCGUGCGGGUCCCAACUACCAGGAGGGUCUUAAGAACAUCAAGGCCGCCGGUGUCGAGCUCGGCCUGGACAUGCACGUCUUCGGCCCCGAGAUGCACGUCAGCGGCAUUGUGCCACUUGCCCUUCAGGGCAAGAAGACUGACAUUAAGGAGUUCGGCGCAUAA
Molecule: messenger RNA, 1458 nt
Organism: Penicillium taxi
Lineage: Eukaryota; Fungi; Ascomycota; Eurotiomycetes; Eurotiales; Aspergillaceae
Gene: aclA
Product: putative ATP citrate lyase subunit (Acl)
Exons: 1
Coding region: 1-1458 (485 amino acids)
Biological process (GO): succinyl-CoA metabolic process; tricarboxylic acid cycle
Cellular component (GO): succinate-CoA ligase complex
Molecular function (GO): succinate-CoA ligase (ADP-forming) activity
Source: RefSeq, a predicted model, not a curated record